This is a messenger RNA of Drosophila takahashii, 4288 nucleotides long. RefSeq lists its product as uncharacterized. Gene Ontology annotation, molecular function: cell adhesion molecule binding. Gene Ontology annotation, cellular component: extracellular matrix. The record is from RefSeq and is a predicted model, not a curated record. Gene Ontology annotation, biological process: extracellular matrix organization; cell adhesion. NCBI's taxonomy places the organism in Eukaryota, Metazoa, Arthropoda, Insecta, Diptera, Drosophilidae.
UUAAGCUUCAAACUUUUACCAGGCAAGUCGUGUCUGCGGCUGCUACCACUGGCAGUCACUUGAAAAGUCCCCGAACGCGGCUCAAACGUUAACGGAAUUUUAAGACCGAGAGCGAAGAAAACAGAAAACUGCAUCAUUUGCAUAAAGCAAAUAGAAAACGUAACUAAAAUAACUUGAUUUGGAUUUUGUGUUGUUAUUUCGUGUCGCAUAACUGACAUUUUUCGCGCUUCGCCCUUUUUCACUUGGAUAAUUUCAGUCGUAUCGUGUUUGUUUCGAAAGGAAAAUAGUGCAUUGAUAUCUGAUUAAUCCAAAAAAAAAAUAAAAAAAACAAUAACAAUUAUCUGAGGAAUUUUAAUCCCUUUGGAAUUCCCGAGUGAGUCAUGCGAGUCUCGUUGGCACUGUGGGGCACUUUGUGCCUGUGGGUGGUCACUGCGAAUGCACAAGGAUUUAUACCACCACCCAAUGUGGGGCUUCACAAUGGGCCGCCCUUUCACAACUCUCAGCGCCGUCAGUUGAAUUUGCAGCAGUACAAUCAGCAAAACUUUGUCCAGGCGGGCGUGGAGCUGCCCAUUCCCCACCGCGGUCCUCCUCCCCAUCUGCAUCAUCAGCAACAGCAGCCACCGCAGCAGCAUCGCUUCGGGCAGUUUCCACAGCAGCAGCAACAGCAGCCCCACAGCAAUCAACAGUUCCAACGCUCGACCCAAAACCAACUGCAAACCGCUCCUCAGUUCCCCCAGCAACCCUCUGCCGCUGGCUUAGAUCUGCAUCAUCAGAACUUCUUGGACUUGCGCAACUUUGCCGGCUCCCAGCAGCAACAUCAGCAGCAGCAACACCAGCAGCAACAUCAGCAGCAGCAACAUCCCCAGCAACAGCGCCACAAGCAAUUUGAUUCCCGCCUGCAGUCCACGGCUUUCCCGCCACAACCUUCUCAAGAAACCUACCAGCAGCAACAGCAAUUGCAGCAGCAGCAGCAACAGCAUUUUGCCUUCCAGCAACCCCAGCAAUUUGGACCUCAAGUUCUGCCGCAAACCACUCAAAAGCUGCCCAGCCAGGCGCCAGUGCCCACUUUCCAGACGAUUCCCCAGCAGCAGCAGCAGCAGGGUCAGUUUAACUACCAACCGCAGCAGACGAGCCAGCAGCAAUAUCAGCUGACUCCCCAGUUGGGAUUGCCAGUGCCUCAGAUCUUCAGCAAUGUGCAGGCCACUCCCUUCCCAGAGCCAACCAGAGGAACCUUCCAGCAGCAGCAGCCUCAGCAGCAACCUCAGUUCCAGCACCAAUUUGUGAAUGCCCCAUCGCCCAUUCAACCUCAGUCGCAACCCGCCGACCAGGAGUACAAGCAGAAGCUGAUCCAAAAGCAUGAGCAAUUCGUGGCCAAGCAGUACGAAAAGUCGCAGCACAAGGUGCGUCAGCAGCAUGAGGAAUUCCUGCUCAAACAGCACCAGAUCAAGCAGCACAUCCUCCCUACGAUUGUGACCCAGCAUAAUGGAAACUACCAGAACUCACCCUAUAUAGCUGCCCCGGCACGUGGACGUCCAGUGGCCCAUCCCACGGAGUACAAUCAGUUCAAUAGUGCGCUGCAGCAGUACUACAAAGAGCAUCCGACAACGACAACAACCACGACGACAACAACCACCACCACUGAGGCAACAACCACGCCCAAGAAGAAUAUCUACGCUCAGGUGAAGUCGGAACUGGGAAAGUAUCCCAGUCAGAAGGGUAAGAAGCCAGUGAAGACCAUCGCACGGGAUGAUCUGCUCAAGCAGCUGAAGGCCGCCCUCUCGGAGGCACCACAACAACCACUGACCGGCAACAAGACCUACGAUGAGAUGGAUCUGGUGCUGCCCAAUGGCCAGCGGGUGCAGGUGAUCCGCACCACGGAUCCCAAUUUGGUGCAGGGACAGAAGGCCUAUUCGCAGGAGCAACUGCAAACGCUGUUGGCCCAACAGGCUUUAGGAUCAGGCGAUGCCAAGCUUAGUUUGAGUGACGUGGCGCCCAGCAAGAGCAAGGAUCUGGAGCUGCCCGGCGGCGGAAAGGUGCAGAUUCUGCGAUCACCCGAUCCCCAGGAGUCCGAUACCCUGCCCUCGGGAUCCCUGCCCGGCGGAGUGGAUCUAUCCAGCCUGGCCGCCCUUUAUGGAGGAGGUGCUGGGGACAUCCAAGGCAUCAGCAGUGGAGCCAACAGCAUUGCCAGUUCAGCGGUCAUAACCUCCGAUUCGGAUGACCCACCCUCUCUUGAAGAGCUGGCCAAGCGGGGACUCAUUCCCGAUGGCUACGAGAUCGAGGGUCUGAGCUCAAAGUCCCAGGCACCGGCGGCCACCCCGCCACCCACUUUGCCGCCCAAGAAGAAGGCCACCUAUGUGUAUCUGGAGGAACAGGCCGAUGGCAGCUUCAAGAUCCAGGGAGUCAAGGCGAAUGGUGAGAAGGAGACCAAGCAAACGGGUUCCGAGGUGGAGAGCAUUCUGGAGCGCAUCAGGAGUGGCGAGAUCAAGCUGCCGCCUUCCGUUUCCCGGUUGACGCUGCCCAACGAUGAGACGGUGGAGAUCAAGAGCGGGAAAAUCAUUCAAACCACCCGGGCACCAACCACCACAUCCACGAGCACAACCACCACCACUACGACGACUACAACUUCAACACCUUUCAUUUCCCGUGGAACGCCUAGCAACCACCGACAGUAUCACCCAUCGAGGACGUCGACAACCAGCACCACAACCACGGCACCCACAACGGCCCGCCACAAUUUGUUCUACGAGAGCAGCACCACCCACGCAAAUGCGGCUAGUUUGAUCCGCACCACCCCAUCUCCCAUUUACGGUGGAUCCACGGUGACGGUUUCUCCCUAUCUCGAGGGAGUCUCCACCCACCUGCCAGUGGUCACUGAGCGUCUCUCGGAUGUGGCCAACAAUGCUGAGCUUCUGCCACCUGUGCCCCAAUAUGCCGAUGCCCUCGUCCAGGAGACGGAGAACACCGAGAAGGCGGCCCAGGCCAGUCCUUCCACGGGUUCCGUACUCUCCAAUCCCAGCGAGGAUCUACUGCAGAUCCUCAAGUCCAACGGCCUUUUCGCCAUGGCCAAGUAUCUCAGGCAGUCGGGGCUGGACAGCAUUCUCAACGAAACCGGACCCUAUACCAUCUUUGUGCCCACGGAUAAGGCCUUCAAGAAUCUGCUGGUGCAGUUGGGCGGACCCGAAAGGGCCGAGGAGAAAUUCCAGUCCAACCCAAGGUUGCUAAGUGGGCUGCUGCUCCACCACGUGAUUCCAGGAGCCUUUGAGAUUGCCACCCUGCAGGACGAGAUGACUGGCGUGUCCCUGGCCGGAACCCAGCUGCGAGUUAAUCAGUACAACAUGCACGACCAGGAAUGGAACGAUGUGACUCUCACCACCAUCAACGGAGCCAUGGUUGUGCUGAACAAGAAGGACAUCAAGAUACCGCAGGGAGUGGCCCACGCCGUCGAUCGCGUGAUGUUCCCACUGCCCGUUGGAGAUAUUCUGCAGACCCUGCAGUCCGAUCGCGAGGGUCGCUUUAGCAAUUUCCUCAAGAUUCUGUACACCUCUGGACUGUCCGAGAAGCUGCAGAGCAAGGGUGUUAAAACCUACACGGUUUUCGCUCCUGUGGACAAGAGCUUCAGCGAACUGGACUCCGACACUCUGGAGAAGCUCUACAACGACAAGGAGGCCGCCGAGCAGUUUGCCAUGAAGCACAUCGUUCCCGGGGCCCUCUUCUCCGCCGGCAUGCGUUUCUACCAGGUCAAGGACUCCCUGUCCACCGGCAAGACCGUCAUCCUGCAGAAGACAUCCGCCGGCAAGAUCAAGGUGAACGAUGCCCAGAUGGUCACAUCGAACAUUCCGGCCACCAAUGGAGUGAUUCACGCCCUGGAUGGAGUCCUGGCGUGAAGAGAUUAGAGCUGCUGCUGCUUUAAGCGGUUUUUUGUUUAAACCUUAAGACUUAGUUUUAGCGAGGAGGAGUUUCAUCAACCACAUCCAAAAUUGUUAGUGAAAUCUUGCCAAAGUCCGCGAUUGGACUUGUGAAAUUACAAUCCUUUAGAGAACUGGUGCAAAACCAUCGAGUAUAAGACACAUACGCAACGAUUUGGUGCUUCCAUAAACUUUUCUGUAUUUGUUCUUUUUCGCCUUCAUAAAACAGUCAUUAUAAAUAGUUCAAUUUAAGAAUGGAGCAGAGAAUGUGUAAAAAAAACCAAGAGAGGUGGAAUCUGAUUGGGAUCUAAGCUAAGUUCACAUAUAAUUUAUUUUUGGCAUUAAAUCGAAUGCAAAUUAAUUUACAAAAUUCUGUAUAUUAA